UGGUGGAAAGGAGAGGGAUAAGCUUCGUUGUCUACUUAAAGCCGCGGGUUGUGCGCUUUCCUCGAAGGUGGAAGAGAGAGAGAGAGAGAGAGAGAGAGAGGAAACCUGAAGGUCCCGAAGGACCAAACCUUUGUGGGUUUGAAUUCAAGCAAUAAAAGAGAGAAAAAUCGUUAGUGGGUCUCUCUCUCUUCUUCCUUUUAAUUGUUGAGUCUCUCUUGUCCGUGAAUUUUAAGGGAGAAGAUGUUGGAAGGCAAAGCUCUGAUAGAGGACACAGACAUGCCAGUGAAGAUGCAGAUCCAGGCCAUGACUUCUGCUUAUCGAGCCCUUGAUCUCUAUGAUGUCUUUGACUGCAAAUCCAUAGCUGCCCACAUAAAAAAGGAAUUCGACAUGAUAUAUGGACCUGGAUGGCAAUGUGUUGUGGGUUCCAAUUUCGGUUGUUUCUUCACUCAUUCACAGGGAACUUUCAUCUAUUUUGCAUUGGAGACUCUCAAUUUCCUCAUUUUCAAAGGGGCGUCUGUUCCCCCUCCUCCUCCUUGCCCUGUAUACUAACAAAAUCUAACCAAGUAAAAAAUUUCCCAUCACUGUAGUCCUCCCUCUCUGUUUCCUCAUACUUUUUUUUUUUCCUGGUGUGGAUGGUGAUAUCCCCAUAGAGGAGGAGAAAGGGUAAGGGAAGAAGAAGGAAAGGGAGUGAGAGGGCAAGAGAAGAUGAAAGGGAAAUCCUAAAAUACCCAGUUGGGCUCUUUGGAUUCCUCUGCAACUUUUGCUUAGGAAUUCUUAGGCUUUAAAAGCAGAGCAUUUGUAGAGAUCUUUUGUAUGUAUAUACUGAUAUGAUGCAAGUAGUGGUUAUAAUGUCUCUA
This is a messenger RNA of Macadamia integrifolia, 857 nucleotides long. RefSeq names its product dynein light chain 1, cytoplasmic-like. The transcript has 2 exons. The coding region runs from base 241 to 549 and encodes 102 amino acids. Gene Ontology annotation, biological process: microtubule-based process. Gene Ontology annotation, cellular component: dynein complex. Gene Ontology annotation, molecular function: dynein intermediate chain binding; dynein light intermediate chain binding. Lineage: Eukaryota; Viridiplantae; Streptophyta; Magnoliopsida; Proteales; Proteaceae. The record is from RefSeq and is a predicted model, not a curated record.